CUCCAAGCCCAGCUGGGCCGACCAGGUGGAAGAGGAGGGAGGAGAGGACGACAAAUGCAUCACCAGCGAGCUGCUGAAGGACAUCCCCCUGCCCGGGGUGCUGGGGGGCAGCCUGAGCGCUGAGGCCGAGCUGCUGAAGGGAGGGCCGCUCCCCUCCCCAAAGGAGCUCAUCAACGGCAACAUCAAAACCAUCACCGAGUACCGCGAGGAGGAGGACGGGCGCAAGGUGAAGAUCGUCCGCACCUUCCGCAUCGAGACCAGGAAGGCCUCCAAGGCGGUGGCUCGUCGGAAGAACUGGAAGAAAUUCGGCAACUCGGAAUUCGACGCCCCCGGCCCGAACGUGGCCACCACCACCGUGAGCGACGACGUCUUCAUGACCUUCAUCACCAGCAAGGAGGACCUGAAUUGCCAGGAGGAGGAGGAUCCCAUGAACAAGCUGAAGGGGCAGAAGAUCGUCUCGUGCCGCAUCUGCAAGGGCGACCACUGGACCACGCGCUGCCCCUACAAGGACACCCUGGGCCCGAUGCAGAAGGAAUUGGCCGAGCAGCUGGGCCUGUCCACGGGCGAGAAGGAGAAGCUGCCCGGAGAGCCGGAGCCGGUGCAGGCUCAGCAAAGCAAAACGGGCAAAUACGUCCCCCCCAGCCUGCGGGACGGAGCCAGCCGCCGCGGAGAGUCCAUGCAGCCCAACCGCAGGGCCGAUGACAACGCCACCAUCCGUGUCACCAACCUGUCCGAGGACACGCGUGAGACCGAUCUCCAGGAGCUCUUCCGGCCUUUCGGCUCCAUCUCCCGGAUUUAUUUAGCCAAGGACAAGACCACCGGGCAGUCCAAGGGAUUCGCCUUCAUCAGCUUCCACCGCCGCGAGGACGCGGCCCGGGCCAUUGCUGGGGUCUCUGGAUUUGGCUACGACCACCUCAUCCUCAACGUGGAAUGGGCCAAACCCUCCACCAACUGA
This is a messenger RNA of Mesitornis unicolor (brown roatelo), 955 nucleotides long. It is a transcript of the gene EIF3G, whose product is annotated as eukaryotic translation initiation factor 3, subunit G. The annotation marks the transcript as partial. The transcript has 10 exons. Gene Ontology annotation, molecular function: RNA binding; translation initiation factor activity. Lineage: Eukaryota; Metazoa; Chordata; Aves; Mesitornithiformes; Mesitornithidae. The record is from RefSeq and is a predicted model, not a curated record. Gene Ontology annotation, cellular component: cytoplasm; eukaryotic translation initiation factor 3 complex.